CAAACGUUUCGCAUGUUGUACAACUAUAGUGUUAACCCUUACCAGCUUGACCGAUUGGUUACCACCGUUACUACGCCUAACCUCAAGGUAUUCGAUCUCAGGAUACACAGUACUGAAAAUUACUGGAAGUUGUCACCUAGCAUAUUGUCUUGCAAGUCAUUAGUGGUUUUGAAAUUAGCCUGGAAAAUCGACUUUCAUCCUCUUCUGUCAUCGUCCUUAUCCUUUCAAUUACCAAGACUAAAGAUUCUGCGUUUCAAAAGAAUUAGUUUUCGAAACUGCAACUCUUUAACUAGGCUCCUCUCUGCCUGCCCGGUCCUUGAACAGUUGUCCUUGAAAGUAGUCAGUUUUCCCAAGGAUGUUUGUAUAAAAAUAUGGGUACCUACCCUUAAACUUUUGCGUAUCAAGUAUGCAAGGCUUUGGUUUGAGAGUGAAUUCCCUGUGGUUGGUUACAAAUAUGAAAUAGACGCCCCAUCUCUCGAGUACUUUGAGUUUGGUGGUCCUUUGGGCGAUAUCAUUUUCCUUGGAAAACUAGACAACUUAAUUGAGGCAAGACUCCAUAUUUGGUCCAUUGAGAAUGAUGAAUCUCUGUAUGAUCUUGGACUUGAGAUGAAAUUGGAGAGCGUAUUCAAGCUUCUUGUGCCACUUAAUAAGCUCAAGUUCCUUUCAUUCUCUUAUAGUGCUAGAGAGUGUCGCGGCUUUGGUUCCUUCUGUUCUAUGUUCCAAAAUCUGGUCCGACUGGACUUUACAUUUAAUAAUCGUAACUGGGAUGUUUUACAAGCGUUGCUUCGAGUGGCUCCAAAUCUACGAGUUCUUUUUUUUAAAAGGAGUUAUGAUUACCAUAGGUGUCAUCAUUGGAGUCCUGCUCAUGUUGAAGAACACAACCAGUUAUGCUCUAGUGAGCCACCAAAGGAUCCUAAUGCUCUGUCUUCACACCUUACAACGUUUUACUUUCGUGGAUACAGUGGAAUUGAAAAUGAAGUGGAAUUUGUAAAAUUUAUUCUAAAGGAGUCAAGACUCUUGAAGACAAUGACAGUUGAAGUUGAGAGUUACAUGUCAGAGGAAGGUGUUCUUGAGAAACUAUCGACGUUUCCAAGGAGUUCUAGCACAUGUCUACUUACAGUUAAAUGAGUUGUCUUUGUAAAAGGGUAUGGUCUCUCUUCAAAUGCUAGCCAUUAAAUAACUAAGGCAUGUUACUAAGUUUUUAUUUUUAUUUUAAAUUUUAUAAAGAGACCAUUUUGCGGUGAUAAAGUUGAAAUUACUCUUUUCUGGUUGUUAAAUGUUUUGUCCUCUUUAUUUGAUGGAGAGAGAGUGUGUUUUUGG
Messenger RNA from Quercus lobata, 1320 nucleotides. Its product is annotated as putative F-box/FBD/LRR-repeat protein At5g56810. The transcript has 3 exons. The coding region runs from base 13 to 1128 and encodes 371 amino acids. NCBI's taxonomy places the organism in Eukaryota, Viridiplantae, Streptophyta, Magnoliopsida, Fagales, Fagaceae. The record is from RefSeq and is a predicted model, not a curated record.